Molecule: messenger RNA, 1953 nt
Organism: Microstroma glucosiphilum
Lineage: Eukaryota; Fungi; Basidiomycota; Exobasidiomycetes; Microstromatales; Microstromataceae
Product: putative SDH1-succinate dehydrogenase flavo protein precursor, mitochondrial
Exons: 2
Coding region: 1-1953 (650 amino acids)
Biological process (GO): tricarboxylic acid cycle; mitochondrial electron transport, succinate to ubiquinone
Molecular function (GO): electron transfer activity; flavin adenine dinucleotide binding; succinate dehydrogenase (quinone) activity
Source: RefSeq, a predicted model, not a curated record
AUGCUCUUCCGCGGCAUCUCAAGGGCCGUUGCCGGACCAUCGCGUCUGGCCACUGCACCUCGCUCCGCCUCGUCCUCCUUUCACACCUCGUCGUCGGUGGCCAGGAUCAUCGCAUCUCAGCCUCUUCGCGCCAAGGAGGCACCUACUCCUCUCGACGCAGCCAAGGGUUACCCCGUCAUCGAUCACGAGUACGAUGCCGUCGUAGUCGGAGCCGGUGGAUCUGGUCUGCGAGCUGCGUUCGGUCUCGCAGAGGCCGGACUCAACACCGCCUGCAUCACAAAGCUCUUCCCCACACGUUCGCAUACAGUCGCUGCUCAGGGUGGUAUCAAUGCCGCCCUCGGUAACAUGACUGAGGAUGACUGGCGAUGGCACAUGUACGACACCGUCAAGGGUUCCGACUGGCUCGGUGAUCAAGACGCUAUCCACUACAUGUGUCGAGAGGCACCCCGGACCGUCAUUGAGCUUGAGCACUUUGGUCUCCCCUUCUCGAGGACAAAGGAGGGAAAGAUCUACCAGCGUGCCUUCGGUGGUCAGUCUCUCAACUACGGUAAGGGUGGUCAGGCAUACCGAUGUGCCGCCGCUGCCGACCGAACCGGACACGCCAUGCUGCACACCCUCUACGGUCAGUCCCUGCGCCACAACACCAACUUCUUCAUCGAGUACUUUGCCCUGGACCUGAUCAUGGAGGAUGGCGAGUGUGUGGGUGUCAUUGCCCUCAACAUGGAGGACGGUACUCUCCACCGCUUCCGUUCGCACAAGACCGUCCUCGCCACUGGUGGUUACGGAAAGGCCUACUUCUCUGCCACUUCUGCCCACACCUGUACCGGAGACGGAAUGGCCAUGGUCUCUCGUGCCGGUCUGCCUCUGCAGGACCUCGAGUUCGUCCAAUUCCACCCUACUGGUAUCUAUGGUGCCGGAUGCCUCAUCACUGAGGGUUCUCGAGGUGAGGGAGGAUACCUGCUCAACUCUGAGGGUGAGCGAUUCAUGGAGCGAUACGCUCCUACCGCAAAGGACCUGGCUUCUCGAGACGUCGUCUCUCGAUCCAUGACCAUUGAGAUCCGUGAAGGCCGUGGCGUUGGUCCGGAGAAGGACCACAUCUACCUCCAGCUCUCUCACUUGCCAGCCGAGGUUCUCCACGAGCGACUGCCCGGUAUUUCUGAGACUGCUGCCAUCUUUGCCGGUGUCGAUGUCACAAAGGAGCCCAUCCCCGUGCUGCCCACUGUCCACUACAACAUGGGUGGUAUCCCCACCAAGUACACCGGUGAGGUGAUUCGAACCGACGCCAACGGCAAGGAUCAGAUCGUGCCCGGUCUCUACGCCGCUGGAGAGGCAGCCUGUGUGUCCGUGCACGGUGCCAACCGUCUGGGCGCCAACUCGCUUCUGGACAUUGUCGUCUUUGGUCGUGCCUGCGCCAACCACAUCAAGGAGAACCUCUCUCCCGGCAAGCCUCACCGUGAGCUCAAGGGUGACCAGGGAGCUCAGUCGAUCAAUGAUUUGGACUGGCUGCGAAACUCCAACGGAGCCAAGUCUGUUGCUCAGAUUCGAAACGACAUGCAGAGGGUGAUGCAGAGUGAUGCUGCCGUGUUCCGAACGCAGAAGUCGCUGGACGAGGGAGUGGAGAAGAUCAACAAGGUUCAUGGAACCUGGACCGACGUCAGUGUCAAGGACCGAUCUAUGAUCUGGAACUCUGACCUCACCGAGGGACUGGAGCUUAGGAACAUGCUCACCUGCGCUACGCAGACUGUGGCCUCCGCAGCUGCUAGGAAGGAGUCUAGGGGUGCUCAUGCUCGUGAGGACUUCCCGGAUCGAUUGGAUGAUGAGUGGAUGAAGCACACCCUGUCGUGGCAGCAAGGACAGAAUGAUCCUGUAAAGUUGGGCUACCGUGGUGUUAUCAACCACACUCUGGACGAGAAUGAGGUCAAGGCGGUACCACCCUUCAAGAGGACAUACUAG